This is a messenger RNA of Alosa sapidissima (American shad), 3656 nucleotides long. RefSeq names its product zinc finger DHHC-type palmitoyltransferase 18b (gene zdhhc18b). Gene Ontology annotation, molecular function: protein-cysteine S-palmitoyltransferase activity. The record is from RefSeq and is a predicted model, not a curated record. Lineage: Eukaryota; Metazoa; Chordata; Actinopteri; Clupeiformes; Clupeidae. Gene Ontology annotation, biological process: peptidyl-L-cysteine S-palmitoylation; protein targeting to membrane. The coding region runs from base 116 to 2056 and encodes 646 amino acids. Gene Ontology annotation, cellular component: endoplasmic reticulum; Golgi apparatus. The transcript has 10 exons.
AGAAGAAUUUCCCGUCAAUCAACAUGACGUCAGGGAUUUGGCCACGCCACGUCGUAGGAGAUAUGUCGCAAAGCACUAGCAGUCUCAACCGACGGUACACAACAGAUUUCACGCUAUGGGUCGUGGCAAGGAUGUUCAGCCAAGCAGCGACAAAGACAACGGUGGCGCUUUAGCAAGAGGACACUCAACGAUGAAAAAUUGCGAAUAUCAACAAAUAGAUCCUCAGGCACUACCGACACCCACACCAACUCCAACACCUCCUUCACAACCCUGUCCCGAGAAGACCAAAAAGCAACAGAGAAAAUGGGAGGUAUUCCCCGGAAAGAAUCGCUUUUACUGUGACGGCAGGAUAAUAGUAUCUCGCCAGAGUGGUGUUCUCCCUUUGACGCUUGGUCUCAUCCUCGUCACCAGUGGAUUAUUCUUCAUAUUUGACUGUCCAUUCCUGGUGAAGCACUUGACCAGUGGCAUUCCAGUGAUCGGGGGCGUGCUGUUUGUGUUUGUGGUCAUCUCCCUGCUCCAGACCAGUUUCACUGACCCCGGGAUUCUGCCCCGGGCAACACCGGAGGAGGCUGCCGACAUCGAGAAACAGAUCGAUAAUCCCGGUGCGUCCUCGUCCUCCACGUAUCGACCUCCACCGCGCACCAAGGAGAUCGUCAUCAACCAGCAGGUGGUCAAGCUCAAGUACUGCUUCACCUGCAAGAUCUUCCGGCCGCCCCGCACCUCCCACUGCAGCCUCUGUGACAACUGCGUGGAGCGGUUUGACCAUCACUGUCCUUGGGUGGGCAACUGCGUGGGCAAGCGUAACUAUCGCUUCUUCUACUGCUUCAUCGUGUCGCUCUCCUUCCUCACCGCCUUCAUCUUCGGCUGUGUGACAACACACCUGGCCUUGCGAUCACGGGGAAGUAAUGGAUUGGUGAAUGCCCUUCAGGAGAGCCCAGCCAGUGCUCUAGAGCUUGUGGUCUGUUUUUUCUCGGUCUGGUCUAUUCUGGGCCUCUCAGGCUUCCAUACAUACCUGGUGGCGUCCAAUCUCACCACCAAUGAAGACAUCAAAGGCUCGUGGUCAGGGAAGAGUGGCUCCGAGGACACUGGGAAUCCUUACAGCUACCACAACAUCUUUAAGAACUGCUGUGUGGUCUUGUGUGGCCCGAUGCCCCCCAGUUUGAUUGACAGGCGAGGGUAUGUGCCUGAGGACUCUCUCCCCAGCGCCACCGUGGAGAUCCAGCUGCCUGCUGCCAAAAAUGACAUCAACGUGACUGCUGAGACCAGUAAAGUCUUACUGGAGCUGGCGUCCCGCUCUCCUCUGCCUUCCUCCUCCACCUCUUCCUCUCCGCUCCCUCAGGGGAAGGCCAAGGGCUCGCUGAAGAACCCCAGCAAGGAUGCCCCCCUGAAGCACCCUGGCAAAAAUGCUCCCCUGAAGCGCUCUGGCAAAGAUGCCCCCCUGAAGCACCCUGGCAAAGAUGCCCCCCUGAAGCACCCUGGCAAAGAUGCCCCCCUGAAGCACCCUGGCAAAGAUGCCCCCCUGAAGCACCCUGGCAAAGAUGCCCCCCUGAAGCACCCUGGCAAAGAUGCCCCCCUGAAGGCCCCCAGCAAAGAUGCCCCUCGGCCUCGCACCAGCUCUGCUCCUGCCCCCCUCGCUGCGCCGGUUCCAGUGUCUGUUCCAGGUCCAGCGUCCAAGCUGCCUCCAGCUCCAGGUCUUCCAGUGGAUCCGGCUCAGGGCAGCACCAGUGCGGGUGGUGGUGGCGGUAGCAGCAGCGUCCUCAACGUCUCCAGCCCUGCUGACAAACGCCGGCCUCGCCACGGCAGCUCUAAGCGGGCGACCUCUUCGCACUCCCACAAGCACGUCCAUACCCACAAGCCUGCCAACGGAACUGCGUCUUCACCCGCGCCUUCACCCGUGCCAGCUCUAGCUCCUGACCUGUCCACCCUGCAGCAGGUGGCUGCCCCCUUCCUCUCCAGCUCCUCCUCCUCCACCCCCGUGGGUCUCAAGCGCAGUAGCAGCAGCAGUGGCAGCCACCGCCGAGAGCGAAGGGACCCCAAGCUCACCUCGCAGCACUGACCAACGGGCAGGAGCAAGGGGGGCACUACCAGGCAGGGCACUCCGACUGGCACAGUGGUAGGUGGCACUUGAGGGGAGGACACUCAGGCAAGUAGUGCUGACCACCUGUGCGACUGACCCUUGCUGCGUCUCCUGCUGGACUUCCAAGCAGGGGGCUGCCUUUCUGGAACUCUUGUGCGUGCUCUCUCUCUCUGCAGAGCAGUGGAUGUUUGGUCUCCAUGGAGAUUUCAGUUAUAUCACAGUAAUAAACUUUAGUGGUGAUGCACUUUUUGUGACUCUGCCUGCUCCAAUGUGAUCUUGCACUUCCCCUGCAAAGCAUGCUGGGAACCCUGAGGCACUCCUGUCCCCUGUGAGACUAUGGGACAAGACACACACUAAAAAACUCACACUAAAAAAUAAGAACACACACACAGCACUAUGUCAGGCUUAAACUGACUGUUCUGAACAGCAAUAAAUGAAUAGUGUUAUGACACUACUCUGCAGGGUAAAGCAUAUCUGUGAAACCACAGGAACAAAAUAAACAAAACAAAAAAACAAAUUGUAUAAUCAUUUUAUAUGAAUUCUAGGCACUCCUGUGGGGAAACGGUGUGCUUUUGACCGGGUUAUCUUUAUGCAACUCUACAUUAUCAUCAUUGCAUGCAUGGAUGCAAACAGAGGACCUGUGGCUCAUCGCACGGUCCUUGUCAUCCCACUUUAGAACCAUGAUCCUGAGUGCAUGAGGUUAUACAAAUGCUUAUUAAAAAGCUACACAAGUAGAAUCCUAAGCUGUGUUUGAUCAUGCGCACCAAAGUACUACCUUAAGUCUCCCAGACUUCCAUGUCUAAGGACUUGCCCCUGCUGGCUACCUAUCUGGUCUUGGUGCACCCAAACCAGAAGUCCUCAGAUGUGCACAGAGAUGUGAAACAAGCGCGUCGUCUUCUGCUUCCCCUUUUGUCUGUUUGUUUUUUGAACAGGAAGUGAUGUAUUUUGUUUUUCAGCCUGUUUUUUCCUCUAGGGCCCCAGGAGGACCUUUUCUCAGAAGCACUUACCCGUGAAGCUCUUAAAACCAUCUUCGUACAGCAAUACAAAAAAACACCAGACCUUUUGUUUUAUUUUCUUGUCACUCACUGACCCGACAAAUCAGACUCAUUGUCAUUUUUUUAUGUGACCAUGCAUCAUUGCAAUGUUGUUAUCGUGUGGUGAUUUGGGGAGGUGGUGAGGUUUGGAAGGUCACUCUGUGGACCACAACGACAAUCUGGGAAUCUUUGUACUUCUUUAUACAACUUGUAUGAAUUUGCCUGAAGCAUUUACCCACAAUGCCCCUUGAGCCUCAGCAGUAUUUUGCACAGGGAAAUGCUAUGAAGCGAUUGGUUGACUGACAGUAGUAGUGUGCCCCUUAGACUACAUAUUGUGUGAAUUCUAGUGCACUGCUUCACGUAGAGCUUGUCACAAUUGAUCUUCCUUGUAGAUCUGUGAAGUCACUCACACCUCUCUUUUGCCAGUCUACUUUCUGUCCUUAUCUUUCGCCCACCAUCUUGGUCUUAUGUGAACAUAUGAUUGUGAACACAUUCAAGGAAUGCACCCCUCCACACACACUGUUUGUCAUAGUUUACUAAAGGGC